GGUCAAACAACCCAUCACCACCAAAAUAUGUCCACUACUACUUACUACAACACUGGGUUUCAUGGCAUAUAUCCUAAUACGAAUAAGAUAAAAGUCAAUGUGACUAGAUUCAAACCAUUAAUGUUACAUUGUUGUGCAAGUGCAACCACACAACAGUUUGAGAGUAGUAAUACUAGUAAUAGUGAUGAUGUUGAGAAACGUGGUCGUUUGAGGUUGAAUGACUACUUUAAACAAUCUAGUGAUUUGUUGUUAGUCAAAGGUGGUGGUGAUGGUGGGCCUCCACGUUGGUUUUCCCCAUUGGAGUGUAGUGUUUCUUGCUUAAAUAACUCGUCCCCUCUCUUGCUCUCUUUACCAGGAGUGGAUGGUAAUGGGCUUUCCCUUCUUUUGCAUCAUCAACGCCUUGGAGAGAUCUUUGAUAUAUGGUGCUUACAUAUACCUAUCACAGAUCGAACACCUUUUACAGAUCUUGUGAAGUUUGUAGAAAGUACGGUCAGAUCUGAAAAUAACCGUGUUCCAGACCGACCGAUAUAUCUUGUUGGUGAAUCACUUGGUGCAUGCAUUGCACUGGCCGUUGCUGCCCGUACCACAAAUAUUGAUAUUGUGUUAGUUUUGGCCAAUCCAGCUACAAGUUUUGGGAAGUCACAGUUGCAGCCUCUAAUACCUAUAUUAAAAAUCUUGCCCGAUCAUAUUCGGCCGGGUCUUCCUUAUUUGAUGAGCUUAAUGACAGGCGUUCCUUCAAGAAUGGUGGUGUCCACUGCAGCGAAAGGACUUACUGCACAACAAACAAUCACUGAUCUAUCGGAAACUGUUACAUUAUUGUUCACGUACCUCUCUGACCUUGGAGAUGUGUUGAAUGUUGAAACGAUUCUUUGGAAGCUGAAGUUACUUGAAUCAGCAUGUGCAUAUUCGAACUCAUGUUUGCAUUCUGUUUCAGCUCAGACAUUAAUACUCUCGAGCGGGAACGAUCAACUAUUGCCAAGUCUCAAAGAAGGUGAAAGACUUCGACAAAUUCUACCAAAAUGCCAGAUACGUUCAUUUAGUGAUUGCGGUCAUGCACUGUUUCUGGAAGAAAGUUUUGAUCUGGUAACAGUCAUAAAGGGUGCUGGUUUUUAUCGGCGUGCAAAACAUAUAGAUUAUGCCUCGGACUUUUUACUUCCAAGCUCUCAUGAAAUUAAAGAAAUUGUAGAUUCUGUAAAAUGGUUGGAUUUUGCUACUUCUCCUGUGAUGCUGUCAACUUUGGAAAAUGGGAAGAUUGUGAGGAAUCUAUCUGGAAUUCCUUCUGAAGGACCAGUAUUAUUUGUGGGCUGCCACAAUAUGUUAGGAUUUGAAGUGAUUCCUAUGAUUCGCCGCUUUAUAAUUGAGAGAAAUAUCAUUAUUAGGGGAGUAGCACACCCCAUGUUGUUUAUGAAGUUAAAAGAAGGUAGUAUGCCUGAUUUAGCAACAUAUGAUGUAACACGAGUUUUGGGUGCAGUUCCUGUAUCAGCAUCCAACCUCUACAAACUCUUUUCCAUGAAAGCUCAUAUUCUCUUGUAUCCAGGAGGUGUGCGUGAAGCUCUUCAUAGAAAGGGUGAGGAAUACAAAUUAUUCUGGCCAGAGCAGUCAGAGUUUGUGAGAAUGGCUGCUAGAUUUGGAGCCACAAUUAUACCAUUUGGUGCUGUUGGGGUAGAUGAUUAUGCUCAAGUGUUACUAGAUUAUGAUGAUCAAAUGAAGAUUCCUUUUAUGAAGGAUCAUGUCGAAAAAGUAACUGAUGAAUCUAUAAAGCUAAGGACUGACACCAAAGGAGAAAUUGGAAAUCAAGAUCUACACAUGCCUAUAUUUGUACCUAAAGUACCCGGGCGUUACUAUUAUCUAUUUGGAAAGCCAAUCAAAACAGAAGGGAGAAGGGAGGAAUUGAGGAAUAGAGAAAAAGCACAUGAGUUGUAUCUAGAAGUGAAAGGGGAGGUGGAAAAGUGCCUUAAUUAUUGCAAGACGAAAAGAGAAAGUGACCCGUACAGGAAUAUAAUACCCCGGUUAAUGUAUCAAGCCUCUCAUGGGCUGGAAUCUGAGGUCCCAACCUUCGAUUUUGAUUAGUAAAAUUUGCAUGACUAUAUGAAGCUAUUCUUAUUGAGGAUCUUGCUUUGUUGGCCUUCCUGAAUCUCAUUCUUUUGUAACGAUUAGUCUACAAGUCGUCAUUGAGAUGAUUUUGUGUACAAAUGUUGUACUAGUGUACAAAUGUUGGCCUUCCUGGAAUAUUGUGGUUGGUGUCAAUGUAGAUUAUGAACUGAUGUUUUUUGGUUUGUCAUAAGAGGGAUGUUUGUUACAACUCUAUAUAUUGGUGGACAUGUUUCUAACAUAAGGGGUUGAGCAAGGUUCAUUAAGGAUGGAACAAAAAGUAUUGAUAAUGCACCUAGGCACCAAAUUAUUGACGAUUGAAGAUGUAUCAUCAUUCUCUGUAAAAUACAUCAAUUUCUUAUACUUAA
Erigeron canadensis is the source of this 2459-nucleotide messenger RNA. Its product is annotated as acyltransferase-like protein At3g26840, chloroplastic. The record is from RefSeq and is a predicted model, not a curated record. The coding region runs from base 28 to 2070 and encodes 680 amino acids. Gene Ontology annotation, cellular component: membrane. Lineage: Eukaryota; Viridiplantae; Streptophyta; Magnoliopsida; Asterales; Asteraceae. The transcript has 14 exons.